AUGCACGACCCCGAGGUUCGAUCUGCGCCGUCCCAUCCUCUCAAGAUCCGCAUCCACCGAGACAGCAUUAGCAAGGGUGCACCUAGUCCCACUACGCUCGUCAACGGCCAUGCGACAGCCAAUGGGAAGCCGGAGCCACGCGAAGAGGACGAAGCUCUGCCGAGAACACUCAUGGGCCAGGUCCCGCUGAGUGUUGCGGUAUCUCGCAUAGUGCAGAAUGCGUAUGCCGAGCUGGGCAAUAUGGCAGAGACUCUGCCUAGCCAAUCGGACCACGAUAGAAAGCGUCACAUCUUCCAAUAUGUGUUGACGACUCGAAAGGGGUUUGUCAAGAUGUAUGUUGCGACCAAGUGGGCCGAGAAUGCUCGUGCGGUGCAGACAUGUCUCGAUAUUAUGCAGUACUGUAACCGUGCUGGUGAACAGCUUCAGCUCUCCUCGGCUCAUUUGUCGACAAUCGCCAACGCGUUGGGCUCGUUGAGGAUAAGGAAUGCAGAUCUCUUGACCGCACUCGAUGUCCUGACCACAGGUACUUAUCGGCGGCUUCCGAGCAUCACAAAAGAGCUUUAUACUCCGCAGAAACCGAUGAGCAAGGAGGACAUUGUGAAGGUCAUGAGGGACACCGACGCUGCCAUUCGAUUAAGACUUCGCUCGACAGAGCUUCUUCCGACCGAGAUGAAUUCGUACCGCGUCGCGGAUGGGCGGGUGUAUUUCACUGUCCCGAAUCGGUUCAUGGCGUCUUUUACGGUCUUGGGGGGCACGAACGAUGAUCCAUGGUGGUGUGCCGAUGUUGAAUUCUUGUUUGAGCUCAAGGGAGAGCGAAGCACGGCUGUUCAAUACCCACGAAUACCGCCCAAACAAAUGCGUUCAAUCAUUCAGCAAGAGACAAACGCUCUGCUUGCUCACAUUCACAACCAACGGGCCACACAAAUUAACGAGACCAAUGAUCUAGCGAGCAUCAAUCGCAACAGUGAUGUGGUAGAUGCACCGCUUAUCAGGGCCUUCAACUUUCUCCAACUUUUAUCCCUUACAUACCAACUUGAAAUAUUACACUACCAGGCCAAUUUAAUGCGAACUAUGGGCUUAGCGGACGUUUUAACGAUUGAGCUUGCGCCAGACCGUAAAUCAAUGAAGAUCUGGUAUUGGGUCACUAAAAAUAGGCGCGCCGGCCAACCUCCUGGAAAGCCUGACCUCCCCCUCCCACCGCACGGAGGCCUGAUCACAGUCAGCAUCCAAAUGACAAGCGAAGCCCAACUUCGUGAGCUGGCAAAAGAACGGGAGCAGCAAAGGAAGAGCCGAGGUGGGAAGGCUCGGCCAGGGUUGACCAGUCAAGCUGCACUACUACCGUCUUUCCCGAGUGUAUCUCUGCCCCAAUCGGAUUCCCGAAGACCAAGAGGCGGGCAGUCGUGGGCCGUUCGGGUCCGGGAGGACUUGGAGAGACGAUCGAAGUUGGCGGCUCAUGCUACUGCCCGGGCUGGGGCGGAUGUGAAUCCGAGGCCGACGAGUGUGAGCGGGGCAGCGUCGGGGUCUGGUUUGGGUGGGGAUGUGGGCGGGGUUCGACCGAGUGACGAGGUAGAGCAUGCACGGUUCCUGGUCAAGUGGGAGCCCGUGGCGGAUUGGUUGGGUAUUAGUGUGCCCCGUGAGGUUGGAGACGAGGAUGAUCUUCAAGUGGACGCCUCUGCGCUGAGUUUUGCGACCAUCUAUCACAAUGCCAUUCGGAAACACUCAGAUGCUAUCACGCGUGCUCUGCAUACCCAAGUUCCCGAUGCUGAGCUCAAACCAUUUGGACCGGCCGGGAACCUCGCGAUGGUCCAGUCUCGCAUCUUGGUUUCCAUUUCACCUCGAAACGGGUUCGUUUUGGUGCAGGACACAGCGGACAUGGCCUCGCCUGGCCGGGUCAGUCGGUUUACGCAGGCGGGCGAAGCCGUCAGCAGGCAGCCGCAAGCACUAGCAGAACAAGUCGCGCUGCUCAAGUUUGCAAUCAUCGCCGACUCCGUAGAGCAGCAAGUCCGAUUCCUGGGCUACCCAUGCACACGGAAUCGAGGAUUCCCACCUCGGUACCAAGUCCUCAUCCAAAAGUUUGGGCAUGGGGCCAGACACUUUUUGUUCACGCCCCUGGCUGGCUUCCCGUCAUAUGACGUCGUGAUUAUCGUCGCCGAUGAAGGGUUCCGGUAUGGAUUGAUUGAGACCGAGGUGGCUGGAGGGUAUGUGAGCUGGAAGGACGGGACGUUGUUGGAUGUCGAGUCAAUACGGCGUCACAAGGCUGGCGUUGGUGCGGAGGCUCUUCAGGAGCAGCCUAGGCCCGACUUUGAGAUUGACGGACAAACGUUGCGAGAUGUUCAUGCCUAUUGUCGGGCACGAGUAUCCUACGCGCUUGUCGAGGCUCAGCUCAGGUACCUUACCCUUCCCUAUACCAUCGCGUACAAUACCAAACCGGGCUCGACCGUCGUUGCUCCGCCCGCACGGGGUUACCCACUUUCCCAAUCCAUUCCAGCACUGGCCGUCUCGGCAACAGACCUAUUCCGAAAAGGCAAUACCACGGGGGACAAGGACAAGGACGUCGAGGACCAGGUUGCGAUCGAAGUCAUCGGGUGGUGGAACCCCACUGCAUCGUGUCAGGUCGCGACCAGUGUCCGACUCAAACAUGCACCGCCUGUUUCUUCAGCAAAGAGCAAGAGUCGAAGCGGGGUCUUGCGCAUCACGCCGCGGUUGUAUUACAAUACUCUCACGCACGUGGUUACCUUUGUGUCCGAGUCUGUGGAAGGCUGUGUGGGUUCGUUUUUGGCGGGGUGGACUAGCGUGAGGCGGCUGAUUGUUAUCGCACGAGAGAUUGUGAAAAUGCACAAGACUAGACACUGGAAAGAUGUCAAGCUGUUGUCGUCGGAUCUUCAACAGGUGGUCUUUCAAUAUUUCCAGGACUAUACACUUUCGAUUCGUUGGCGACCCGCGCCGGCCCAAAAUGAGCUCUCGGCCAAUGUGCAAACCGACUCUGGGUCGUACGAACUUUCGUUUUCGUGCUUGAACCAGGCUACUCCAUGGAACCCCCACUCGGACUUGGAGUCCCAUUUUACUCGACGAUUACAGGAUGACCUCGCUGCAGGAGACAUCACGUCUUUUGCCGUGCUGUUGCGGGACUCUCUUCCGGUCUUGCUUGAGAUCAACCGGAUCGCAAUUCACACGAGUAUUAACGCACGGUUGGAUGUAUUUUACAAGGCCGUCGGCUGGUAUCGGGUUCUGAUAGAUUCGAGGUACGGUCUUGAUUUCCGAUUACUUAGCCGACGCAGGCUGGCGAUACUGGAUGCGACCCAAUCACUCGAUCGACCCGUUCUGGCUCCCAUACCGCUUAUCGAGGGGAUUGUCAAACGGCUCGUACCUGAAUGCCAAUUGAUUAGUCUGUCCAGGGGUGCGUUGGUCUCGUUUGACGAGGAUGGAGCAAAGCUCCAAGGCGUAGGUGUCAAGUUUGUGGAGCGUGUUAUUCGAGUGCUGUCUAUGGGCGAAGCUGGUUUAAGCUGA
This is a messenger RNA of Rhizoctonia solani, 3507 nucleotides long. Its product is annotated as mediator complex subunit Med14. Gene Ontology annotation, molecular function: transcription coregulator activity. The transcript is spliced from 14 exons. Bases 1 to 3507 code for a protein of 1168 amino acids. Gene Ontology annotation, cellular component: mediator complex; core mediator complex. Gene Ontology annotation, biological process: regulation of transcription by RNA polymerase II. Lineage: Eukaryota; Fungi; Basidiomycota; Agaricomycetes; Cantharellales; Ceratobasidiaceae. The record is from RefSeq and is a predicted model, not a curated record.